Anguilla rostrata (American eel) is the source of this 9206-nucleotide messenger RNA. It is a transcript of the gene nfasca, whose product is annotated as neurofascin homolog (chicken) a. Gene Ontology annotation, molecular function: cell-cell adhesion mediator activity. NCBI's taxonomy places the organism in Eukaryota, Metazoa, Chordata, Actinopteri, Anguilliformes, Anguillidae. The transcript is spliced from 34 exons. Gene Ontology annotation, cellular component: plasma membrane; axon. The coding region runs from base 508 to 4557 and encodes 1349 amino acids. Gene Ontology annotation, biological process: axon guidance; brain development; cell-cell adhesion. The record is from RefSeq and is a predicted model, not a curated record.
AGGACAGGCGCGAGCUUGGGUACCGGGUGCGCGCUCAGCUGAGGGAAGCGACUGCGGCUUCGCGCGGAGAGCGAGAGAGAGAGAGGCGCAGGACGGAAUUCAACGGGAGUGCUACGCCGCACUAAAAGGAAAAAAACAAACACGCGCAAUUUGUUUUUUGUUUUUCUAACACAUAGAGCUAAGCAGGAGGAAUACAGUUCUCGAAGCGUGGGAGUUUACAGCCACGACAAAACUGCUGGGCAGUAAAUCAAGGUGCCUUAUAUAUUGGAAGAGAGACUGUCUGUUUGUAAAUGGAGAUGGGUCGGCAGCAGGGGCAAUUGAAUUUCACCUGAAAAAAAAAAAAAAGAGGACUUCACACAGGAGGAGAGGUCUUGCAGCUCGCCCCUGUCCUCCCUGCAGCCGCCCCGGGACCCCUUGCAGUUUCGCGUCUGAGGCGUAGCCGAAACGACCGUGACCACGCCCAUCGGGGACCAGGGCAGAGUUGGUGGGGGGCCAAUCGGAGGAGAGAUGUUGGCGCGGGGGCGGGCGGCGGCUCUCGCCGGGCUGACGGUCCUCCUGCUUCUCUGGCGUGAAGCGCGCGCGAUCGAGGUGCCGCUGGACCCAAUGAUCCAACGAGAACUGAGGCAGCCCCCCACCAUUGUGAAGCAGUCGAUGAAGGACUACAUUGUGGACCCCAGAGAUAACAUCAUCAUCGAGUGCGAGGCCAAGGGGAACCCAGUGCCGACGUUUUCGUGGAGGCGAAACGGGAAGUUCUACAACGUGGGGAAGGACCCGCGGGUGUCGGUGCGCAGGCGGUCCGGCACGCUGGAGAUCGGGUUCCGCAGCGGGGGGCGGCCCGAGGACUACGAGGGGGAGUACCAGUGCUUCGCCAGCAACGACUUCGGCACGGCCCUGUCCAACAAGAUCCUGCUCCGCGUCUCCAAGUCCCCGCUGUGGCCGAAGGAGCUGCUGGAGCCGGUGGUGGUGGCGGAGGGCUCCCCCCUCAUCUUGGCCUGCAACCCCCCGCCCGGCCUGCCCCCGCCCUUCACCUUCUGGAUGAACAGCGCCAUGAUGCCCAUCGCCCAGGACGACCGGGUCUCCAUGGGCCUGAACGGCGACCUGUACUUCUCCAACGUCCUGGCCAAGGACGCCGCCACCGACUACAGCUGCAACGCCCGCUUCCAGUUCACGCACACCAUCCAGCAGAAGAACCCCUUCACCCUCAAAGUCCAGACGAAAGAGCCCUUUAAUGACACGUCAUGGUUCAACCACACUGACGUGUACAGUGGUCGAGGGGUGGCUGAAACCACGCCCACCUUCCUGUCUCCCACGGGGGCGUCCAGCUCUAAGAUGGUGCUGCGUGGGGAACAGCUGCUCCUGGAGUGUAUAGCUGCUGGAUUCCCCACCCCCAGCAUCAAGUGGUUCAAGAAGGGGGGGGACCUGCCCAGCAGGAAGGUGAAGCUGGAGAACUUCAACAAGACGCUGCGCGUGGUGAGCGUGUCGGAGGAGGACUCCGGGGAGUACAUCUGCAUGGCCAACAGCAAGAUCGGCAGCGUCCGCCACUCCAUCUCCGUGCAGGUCAAAGCGGCUCCUUAUUGGCUGGACCAGCCGUCAAACAUCGUCCUGGCUCCAGACGAGAACGGUCGGCUCGUGUGCCGGGCCAACGGGAGUCCCAAGCCCAGCAUCCAGUGGCUGGUCAACGGGGAGCCAAUCGAAAGCGCGGCGCCGAACCCGAGCCGGCAGGCGGUGGGCGACACGCUGAUCUUCCGCUCGGUGCAGAUCGGCAGCAGCGCGGUGUACCAGUGCAACGCUUCCAACGAGCACGGCUACCUGCUGGCCAAUGCCUUCGUCAGCAUCCUCGACAUGCCGCCGCGCAUGCUGGGUCCGAGAAACCAGCUGAUCAAGGUGAUCGAGAACAACCGCACCUUCCUGGACUGCCCCUUCUUCGGCUCGCCCCUGCCCGAGCUCCGCUGGUUUAAGAAUGGGCAGGGCAGUGGCUUGGACGGCGGGCACUACAGAGUGUAUAUCAACGGCACCCUGGAGAUCAGGCGAAUUCGCCCGGAGGACCAGGGCACCUACACCUGCGUGGCCAGCAACAUCCUGGGCAAGGCGGAGAACCAGGUCCACCUGGAGGUCAAAGAGCCCACGCGGAUCGUCCGCGCCCCGGAGCACCUGUCGGCGAACCGCGGGAGCGCGGCGCGCUUCGACUGCCGCGUGAAAAAGGACCCCACCCUCCCCGUCACCGUCACCUGGCUGAAGGACGACAAGCCGCUCACCGUGGGCUGGAGGCUGAAGGCGGACGAGGACUCCCUGACCAUCAACAACAUCAACGAGGGAGACGAGGGGACCUACACCUGCACCGUCAGGACCGAGCUGGACGAGGACAUCGCCUCUGCCCGACUCACUGUGCUGGAGGAGGACAUGCUGUCUGCCUCAAACCGUAGUGUCUUACAUGCAGACCGCCCCGAGCCCCCGAUGGACCUGGAGUUAUCAGACCCAUCGGAGCGAAGUGUCAGACUCACCUGGAUACCUGGAGACGAUAACCACAGCCCCAUCACAGAGUUCCUGGUGCAGUAUGAGGAAGACCGGUGGGAGUCGGGGAAGUGGCAGGACCUGGCGACCUACCCGGGCCACACCAACUCCGUCGUCCUCAAGCUGUCGCCCUUCGUCAACUACCAGUUCCGCGUGAUCGCCGUCAACGGCGUCGGCCCCAGCCGGCCCAGCCGCCCGUCCCCGCAUUACAGGACCAGCGGAGCCCCGCCCGAUGUCGUCCCCGGGGGCAUACGUGGAGAAGGCAGCAAGAAGAACAACAUGGAGAUCACCUGGGAGCCACUGCAGGUCACCGAGCGCAACGGGGCUAACCUGCGCUACGUGGUGUCAUGGCGACGCCAGGACACGACAGACGAGUGGACGACUGUCACCUCCAAAGGGCUGAAGCACGUGGUGCACGACACGGAGACCUACAAGCCCUACGAGAUCAAGGUGCAGGCCGUCAACGAGUUUGGGCCCGGCCCCGAGUCCCAUGUGGUCAUCGGCUACUCCGGGGAGGACACCCCCACGGAGGCCCCCACCAACCUGCGUAUCUCCAAGAAUGAGGACACCAGGGUGAAGCUGCACUGGAGCCCCGUGGACCCCAGCUCCGUCCGGGGGGAGUUCAAGGAGUACAGGGUGUACUACUGGCGGGAGAGCAGCCUGCUGAAGGGCCUGAGGGUGAACCGGGAGACGAAGACCAAGGGCUUCUACAGCACGGGCCCCGAGCCCAGCGGCGUGCUGGCCGACCUGGUGCCCUACAGCCGCUACAAGAUGUACAUGGUGGUGGCCAACAACCGCUACGAGGGCCCGCGCAGCGACACGCUGGAGUUCCAGACCAAGGAGGGAGUCCCUGGCCCUCCCAAGUUCUUCCGGAUUGUUCAGCGAUACUCGGACACCGUCCACCUGAAGUGGGACAAGCCCCUGGAGCCCAACGGCAUUCUGAUCGGAUACACGCUCAAGUACCAGACAGUCAACGGGACGCAGCUGGGGCACAUGCACGUGGAGAACUUCUUCGACAACGUGACGGAGUACACCCUUCGCCUGCCGGACCGCUUCACCCGCUACAAGUUCAUCCUGGCGGCCCGCACACAGGUGGGCACCGGGGAGAUGUACACGGAGGAGUCGCCGCACUUCUCCAACGAAGAUUUCGCCAGCACAGAUUUGCCCACAGAUGAUUUGGUGCCCACAAGUGUUCCCACCACCCUUCCUACCACCAUUGCCACCAUCCCUACUACUGCUACUGCUACUACCACCCCCAGUACCACUGCUAGUACUGCAGCCACAACAAUCCCCAGCACCACCACUGCUACUACUGUUACAACCAAGCGUGCGGAUGUACUGGCAGCUGGAGGACGACAGAUCUGGAAUGUGACGGUCGAGGCUAACAGUGACUAUGCUAACGUCAGCUGGAAUCACAACUUCCCUCCCGACAACUGUGAAUUUGUGGUAGAGACCACUCUGGACAGUAACGGGACAAAGAGGAGAACGGUGGUCAAAAACGUCCCGCGGGCAAAGCUGGAGGGCCUGAGCGAGGGCACCAAGUACCACCUGCGCGUGCUCUCCCGCGACCGCCUCGCCGUCAGCAGCACUUACGUCACCUUUGAGACGAGUGCAGCCUUCAUUAAGGAAGAGGUGGACAUCGCCACGCAGGGCUGGUUCAUCGGGCUGAUGUGCGCCAUCGCUCUGCUCGUCCUCAUCCUCCUCAUCGUCUGCUUCAUCAAGAGGAGCCGAGGGGGGAAGUACCCAGUGCGAGAUAAGAAGGACCUGCCGCUGGACGCGGUGGAUCAGAAGGACCAGGACGGCUCUUUUGACUACCGCAGCGACGAGGACAACAAGCCCCUGCAGGGCAGCCAGGCCUCGCUGGACGGCAACGUGAAGGAGAGCGACGACAGCCUGGUGGACUACGGCGAGGGCGGGGAUGGCCAGUUCAACGAGGACGGCUCCUUCAUCGGCCAGUACACCGUCAAGAAGGACAAGGAGGAGACAGAGGGCAACGAGAGCUCCGAAGCCACCUCCCCCGUCAAUGCCAUCUACUCCCUGGCAUAGCCCCGCCCCCCCACAUGCCUGCCCCGCCCCCUCCCGAAGGGGGAGGACGGUGGGUGCUGUACACGCAUCUACACACACACACACACACACACACACACUUACCAACCAGAUGCCAGGAAGCCACAGAGUCCCACCCCCUAAGGGACGAACCCACUUUCAGUGACCGAGGGAGGGGGUGGAGGACGUGACACCUGCGCUUGCCACGGCCACUACAGUUUGGCUCCUAAUUGGCCCACAAAGGUGACUUUUUUUUGGAGUCAGUACCAGUCCCCCCCCCCCCAUCCCCCACCCCCCCACUCCUCUUCCCCUGCACAGACCUCGGUGUACUAUUCAGGGGGCGGGACUUAAAGGACAAUGUAAGGGGGGGAGGAGAAAACGUGGGGAUUUUCACCCGUUUUGUGUGGCUUUGCUUUUUCUGCCAUUUUGUUUUGGUUUUUUUGGGGUUUUUUUUUUUUUUGAGGAUUUACUUUCUCCCUUUCUCCCCUCCUUCUUUGUUGCUAGCUUCAAAAGAAAGAAGAGCAAAAUUGCCAGAUCUGUCAACAAACAUAUCAGCUGUACGUUACAAGCCAUCCAAUCACCAGGACACUGGCAUGGGUUUAUCAUAUUGAUAUAUUCACAAUGAAAGAUCUUGGUUCCUGGUUGAUAAAUUGAGUAAGUAAAUAAACAGUUAAAUGCCGUGAACAGUGCUGGCACAAUCUCUGUGCCCGUCAAAACUAUGCACUCUGUACUACCGUCCAAUGGCUUUGCUUCAUGUUGGGUUACAAAAUGUCACUUCCUUGUUGGGUCUUUUUUCUCUUCUCUUCUAGGCAGGCAGCACUACAAAUCCAGUAACAAAUCUUUUACUUUCAAUGUUAAUGUACAUGGUAUGUGUAGUCCUUUCUUUUUCGUCCAGUCUGUAGAGAAUUUGAAUGGCUGUUGCUGUAGCAUAAUCACUGUGGCCUGCGAGUGGGCUGCCUGACGUACCCUGUAAAAGGAAAACAAACAAAAAAAACGAACAAAAAAAAACGACACUAUAUGAGAUAUUAUUCUAAAGCAUGGUAGUCUUGUAGUGCAACAAAGAGGUCGAAGAGGGUAGCGAAACGGUACGAAGCGUUUCUGGAGAUAUCUUGGGCCGCCUGACCUGACGGGUAGCUCGCUAAAAUUUCUCGUCUCCUAGCCUGGUCCCGCUGCGGCCCUCAAGCUGAAAGUGUUGUCCCCGACACACGUGGGCAUGCUUUCAGGACUCACCCUUCAGUACCGAACCUGCAGGUCCUCACACGGUGGGACUGCCUCUGCACAUCGGUGAUACCGGUUGCCUUUUCCUGUAGGAAAGCAAGCGAUGCUAUUUUCCCCCACUUUUCUUCGUUUUAAAAAAAAAAAUUUUUAUUGCAUGGCUAAAUGCCGAUCAAGGUUUGUUUUGAUCUGAAAAGAUAUUUUGUUGCCAGGGGUCAAGAACAUGUCUGUAUUUCCCGAGAAUAAUUACACUUAGCUCUUGAAGUUUUAAAUGUACUACAGUGUGAGAUAAUCUCUGCCUUGCAGGCAGGCAGGGAACUGUAGGCUGAACAAUGAUGCAGGAGGGUAUUUUCUGUAUAAAUAUGGCCAGUGAUCUUAAUUCCUGGUCAUGGCGGGCCGUGGGGUCUGCUGGUUUUUGUGUUUACUCGGCACUUAAUUGAUAAAUUAAAGCAGUCUGUUACUCAGUUAACUCACCUCACCUGGUUUCUUUAGUCUGAAUUGGGUACUGAUAUUAAGGUGGAAAAAACCCCAAAACCAGCAGACCCUGCGGCCCAUCAGGACCAGGAAUGAAGAUCACUGCGCUAGGUCAUAAUAAUCCACCUGGGGAGUAUUUCAAAAGAAACAUUAUAAAUCGCUUUUUAGAAACUAUGUUAUCAUCAAGGCCACCGGACAGAAAAGCUACAUGGUUCGAUGCCUGAGAUGUUCCUCGGAAAUUACAGUUGAUGUCUCCCAGCGAUUAGCCGUCCGAAGAUAUAUGCAUUCCCCUCAGUCUGGAGCGCGGUUCAUGCACUGCCCAGCAGACGAAUCACCGUAAAACACGCUGCACCAGGAAGGGAGCUGACCGUAAUGAGCGCUAACGUUUAUCACCAUAGCCCAUUUCAGUAUUGUGUUAGCUAGCCAUUCAUACCGUCAUAAUGACUCCAUUAGACUCGAACACCAUUAACCGUGACUGAAAAGGCAUCUCGACUUGUUUAGAAAUCUAUAUUAAUUGUAAUUACAUUUUGUUUAUAAUGUCGAUAUUAAUUUAUGAAUUAUUAGUCAGAUACGUUAUUUUAACGAUGAUCGUUGUACUAUCGCGUCACAUUGAGGGGGUGAAACGUGCACGCGGUCUGCCUGAUACGUUUCUGUUUCCGCAAAAUUACAACCAACAAAAUUAAAUCGUUAUAGCGGACAGCAUUGUGGCAACAGAAAUUUCUGCUGUUGACAAACGUUGCAGUCACAAACCUGUUGCUUCUCUCUCUAGUGUUAUUCUUAUUGAUGUUGUUGUAUAACUGUUGUAUUACAUGUUAAUAUUAGAAUUUACUCUAUGACUUUGACACAAUGCAAAAAAAGGGAGAUAUUCUUUAUAUUUAUUGGUUAUAAAUAGGACCUGGGAUAAACACAAAGUACUAUAUAUUUUAUCUAUGUAAUUAUUUAUGAAGUAGUAGGAAAGAACAUGUAAGCUGCAUACACACUUUUACAAGUACACAGUAAAAUGUUCAGUGUUUUUUUUUUUUUAAUUAACUCUUACACAGAGUACAUGCGGUCCCAUUUGGGACUCCCAAGUGUACUGUGGUAGAGCUGAAUGAACACUGGGCAUUUUACUGUGUACCCACAUCCACUCAGAAAGUCAGUAUACCCUGAGGGGGCAGGUUUAAUGCCCCCCCCUUCCCCCCCCCCCCCACCCUCCCCAGUGGCUGACUUUUAUUUUAUUUUAUUUUUUUGCCCUUGUUUCGUCAUUAUGUUCAGCACCUGUAGCGUGUAGGUGGUUCUCCUCUAUUUAAAAAGCAGCUCCCCAAAAACCUUCCCUAAAAUGAAAGCAAUUAACGUUCAGGAAUGGAGGUGGACAAAUCAGAGAGAUCCUGGGAGAUGUUAAAUAUCAAGUUCUCUAUCGGGCCAUAAUCAAGCGUAUGUAAUAAGUCUUUGUGUGUGUGUGUGUGCGCGCCUGGUACGAAGGAACCACAACUUUAUAAAUGGCAUUAAUUGAGGUAAUUGAGAAGUUCUGGUCCUUGGCGCAUUUUCUGUCUUCUUUAUUACGCCUGCAAACGGUUAAACCCGGUAAUUCUACACGGAGGCUCUGCUCCCUCAUUACCCAUCAUGCCUUUCACCCACCACCACGCCUGGUGACGGCUCUUUGUGACAGCGGCUCGAUGCACAGACUAAAGCCUCCUGCUGUUUAGCCGGCGGUUUCUCUGGCGAUGCCUUCGUCUUCACGGUAGCCGUGAGGUCCAAGCCCCCCCCGACCCCCCGCUCAUGUUCCGUGCCUGUUCCACUGUGUUCCUUUUCCCUUUCCGGAAAAAAAAACCUCAAAAGCAAUAUCCUCCAGAACUAUUUUGGGGAUUUGGACACCUCAGCAUCUCUUUCCCCUAUUGGGUCUCUGGGACUGUGGCUGCCGAGCACAGAUGACCCGACGGAGCACAAAACACCGGACUGAGGGAUUUCCAACGCGGCAACAAAACCUUUUACCGGUGCGGCGUCUGCACCCAUGCCUUCACACGGACAUAAGAGGGGGCGGGGAAUGGGGGGGUGAGUUUGUUUUUAUCUGCCCCCCCACCCCCACCCCCCCCUGAAAGAGACCCCACAUUGAAGUUCAACUUUGGCUGAUGAUCACACUUACCCUGAACUUGCCUUGGACGCCUGGAUUCCCCUCGACGUCACUCUACCACUUCCUCCUCCCCAGCGUGCCCCCCCCCCCCCCCCCCCCCCCCCCAGAGUAUUCGAGGCCCUCCACAUUGUUCCUCGAUGUCCCCCAAAGGACACUUGAAAAUGUAGAACUUGUGUACAUGUCGAUGCUCACUGCUUUCUUAUGUCCUUUGUUUGAAAUUGUUUUUUUUUGUCCACGUGUGUUGAUUUGCUGAAAAGGCCAGUUUGUUCAUCAUUUCAACCUGGGCUUGUACGCAUUGGCUGCGUUCAGCUAGGCCAUUCCUCACCACAGGAGCUAGUCACUUUUCAAGAAGAGCCAUUGUCAGCUGUGCAUUUUAAGGGCAUUGUUGCUCAUCCAGUCCAAAAGAACUAGUCAUAAGGAACACACAGUAAUAAUGCAUAAAAUUAAUUAAAAUUAAUUAUUGGACAUUUGUACAUGCAUCAUAAAUGCUUACUAUUUGAAUAACCUCAUGUCUUAAUUUCUUAUUGUUAUUAUUAUUAUUAUUAUUAUUAUUAUUACAAUUAUUGCCACCAUACACAGUACAUAUCUAUUCAUAUAUUUAGCCUUAGGAAUUGUUUUAUAUCGAUUAAUAUUUAUUUUCUAUUGUAAAUUUAACUGUACCUAAGCAGCUUUGAAGCACUGCUCCUACAGGAAAGAUGAACAGUGUUUGAAAGGUACAUCAGAUUUGAACAAAAAAAGACAAAAAAUGGCAUAUUAACAUACUCAUUAUGUAUGCGUGUAUGAACGAGAGGCAGAAACUAAUCCACUAGAGAACGCCUUUCUUUAUAGUAAAGCCAUUUCAUUUUCUCUAAAA